Trichoderma atroviride IMI 206040 is the source of this 3177-nucleotide messenger RNA. RefSeq lists its product as uncharacterized. Gene Ontology annotation, biological process: protein phosphorylation. The record is from RefSeq and is a predicted model, not a curated record. Gene Ontology annotation, molecular function: ATP binding; protein kinase activity. NCBI's taxonomy places the organism in Eukaryota, Fungi, Ascomycota, Sordariomycetes, Hypocreales, Hypocreaceae.
UGCCACGGGUAUUUGCAAUUGCCCUCCUUAUCUUUUAUCUUUUGUUUUGAGACAGUUGAUUCCUUGUCAUCUUUGCUUAUGGUGACGACGCAUUUUGAAAGCCUUUGGUGGAGACACAAGGGAUCUAUUUGCGGUGGCUUGUAGCCUCUUUGAGGGGUUGUUCAACGGCGGGGUUGCCUGUCUCUUUGAACUGGGACGAUAUCAUCAUCCAGGGGCGAAGAAACAAGAAAAAGGGAACCUUUGUCAGGUGAAAUUGUUCGACUUGAACAACGAACAAGUUGAUGCCUUCAAAAGAAUCCGAAAGGAAAAAUGAAGAAAGGACGUUGCGCCUGACCAAGUAUGAGAAGGUCAAUAUGAAUAUAUCUAUUUUCAUCAAAUGCCUCUUUGUUGAGCAAUCAUGCAGCUCUUGUUUGUUAUGCUUUUCACUCACGCAUAUAAUAUAGCCGCCGAUAUAGAUUGCCAGGAUGAAAACGUAAUGCUAAACCAUGCCCGCAUAUCCUACAAUUGAUCACUCACCAUCCGUUCAUAGCCAACAUGUCAUCACUGCUACCCCAUCUCAACGUGCGCCGCAGAGCGGUAAGACCUGAUGGUGCUCUACCUGCUAAAAACUACUUUGCUGUCCAAUCAGCCCUGAUUCGCGGCGACAGAGAUGUGACACUUGACAAUACGAGCAGAAUCCUUUCACGCGACUGCGACGCACUUGCACUUCCCUAUGAAGAUCUCGAUAUGCCACAAGACCAAGAAUUCGAAUUCCCCUUUGCUGACGACUAUUCCGAAUCUCAUAGCAAUGAUACUGACCAGCCAAGCAUCGUGAAAGACUAUAUUGAACUCUUCAAUUGGGAUGGCUUCAGGCUCGAAUGGGUCAAAGUCCUCGGCCAAGGUGGCUUUGGCAUGGCCACGCUCUGGAACGUCAUAUUUGAUGAUGAAAGCAUCAUGAAAGCUGUCAUCAAGAUACCUAUCCAUAUGAACGGCACAUUUAGGGAUGAGUUAGAGUGGCAUCUUAGAUAUAGAGGCGCUUCCCAUGUCACCCAGAGCCUGAAUCUGCAAGAGAUUGCUGACAAUGUUAGACGCAGAAUAAACAGAGAACACUUGAUCAACCGGGGAACCAGGUUCGAUCAGAAGCAGCUGAAUAUUCUUGUUUUGGAGUACGCAGAGCACGGGUGUCUUUUUGACAUCAUGUCCAAGGCCUCAUAUUUUGAUGUUCGGUUUUCGAAUAAGGUGCUGUGGGAGAUUUGGGAGUGCUUGGUUAAAGGUGCUGUGUCGGUAGCACUUCAGCCAGAUUCAAUACAGCGAUGGAGCCCUGAUAGUCUUGAUAUGAUAUUGAAUUCGCUGGAUGAUCCACAAAAUGCUGGUGAAUUGCUAAGACUCAGUACAUUGAUUGAUAGCCACGAUGUGCAUUUUGACUUGGAAGAGCAAAAUAUUCUCAUUGCUGAAGAUGAUCACCACUCGCAUCAUCCCAUAUUAAAGUUUCAUGAUUUUGGAGCCUAUAGCCAUAAGAUGAGCCAGUGCUGGGAUUACUGGGAGCAUCAAAACUAUUGGAGAGCGAGAAGGUGUCCCAAAAAUAAUCGGACUCCUCCGGAAACUAUUACCAAAGAUUGGGACAAGAUCGAUCUAAGCCGCCCAGGUUCAAUAUUACAGUACACGGGAGACACCUUUGGGCCAGAAAAGAAUGAGGUUGCAGGGCGAUACGGCACAUGGACGAAUAUCUUCACCAUUGGCAAAAUUAUGGAGUCUGUGAUAACAAAAAGCUGGUCAUCACACCCAAUGACGACAAUGAAAUAUGAGGCUGGGGACGAACGAUGCUUCGGCGACUCGUAUGCCUGGCGUCUGUGUCAGCCACAAUAUGAAUACAUUGAGCCGGAGCUUCUCGACCAGAUUGCGCAAUGCCAGUUUGAGAAACCAAAGGAUCGUCCUGAGCUUAGCUAUCUCUUGAGGCAUGUGUGUAAGCGUAAGCAUCUCGGCUUUGACGAGAGCGAUGAUGAGACGCGCUCCUUUUGGGACGCCUUUUGGGCACGUACGAGGACUAAUUCAGAUGGCCAGCCUCCGUCCAACCCUUUCUCAGACUCACAAGCUAUGACAGUUGUGGGUGGAGAUUCGGGAAGCCGGAGAGAUUAUCCCACUGACUAUCCCACUGAUCGCGGUCAGCGUGAGUAUCGGUCAGAUCCUUUUGCACGAACUUCUUUUCCACUUCCUCCAGCACCAUCUCCUCCGUCACUGUAUGAUGAGAUCGGGAACCCUCUCAUUACACAUGUUGCUGCUCUCCGACACAAAAGCAGACGAUCGCUCCUUAGUGUUUCGUCAGAAGGGUCGUUGCCAGGCCCGUCCCGGAGGCCAGCCUUUUCCACAGACCUGCAAACGAUGACAUCAAAUCCCCUAGCAAGCUCUCCAGCAGAUAUUUCAGCUUCUUUUGGCGGAAUCCAGAGGAAGCAGCCGUCUUCUGGAUCUUCUAGUGACGACUCAGACGGCAGGGUGCCGUUACAUGAAACGAAAAGAGCUACAAACGAUUUAGUUCCUGUCUCAUCAGCAUCUUCACUGAAUGGAGGUGUUCUUCUACGAGGGACAAAUAAAAGUCCCAUAGUAUCAGCAUCGCCAUCAAAUAGAGGAGUGCCUUUACGAGAAACAAAGGCAACAAAGAAGAAUUCAAAAACUUUCUUAUUCUCAUCGUCAGGGAGCGCACACACGACUUGGCGGGUAUCGAAGAGGACGAAGAAGCAGCCAGUCAAAUCAGUGAGAUUCGCAAACGCGGCUGUACUCGACGAUGUCAUAUCUCAAUCUAUGGGCGAUGAUCCUACGCGCCUGAAUUUUGCAUGGCCCAUUAUGUCCAUGGCGCCAAGACGCAUCCCAAAUAUUCUGGACAUGGACGUGCGCGAUGGCAAUCGCCUUGCCAGGUAUCCCGCGAUAUCGCCGAGAUGCUUACCAGACGUUCUGGACGUUGAUGUGCGUGAUGGCAAUCGCCUUGCCAGGUAUGCUGCGAUAUCACCAGAGAGAUUGGACUUGCCGCAGCGCAGUGGCGUUUUCUCAUUUACGAAGAAGUCUGAUCCGUCUUAUUACGAGAGUAUAGAUGAAGAAGGUUCGCGGUUGCAGUUUGAUGCUAGUAUGAUGCAGGCUAAUAGUACAGGUUUUGCUCCGAUGGAAGUUAUUCCUGAAGAAACGGACAGUCGAAUGGACUUGGAUUGA